GGAUUGCGACAAUCCACCAGAUUCCGUACCGGAUUCGGUUCAAGGAUGCCGUGAUACGUCAGUGAUUGCAGUGUGAGCCGUCGGAGGAUCAGGUAUUACUUUCCCAUCGCAAGUGGGACUGCCCUUAAGCGGUCAGACUGGCGCCCAAUACGUUAUGAUGGAAACUCAUUACAACAACGAGCAAAGAAAAAAAGACUACGUGGACAGCUCUGGAAUACGAAUAUAUUACACUCCAACCAAACGGCGAUACGACAGCUCAGUGUUAGUCUUUGGUCACACAGUAAACCCUAUUCUCUUGCUGCCACCAGGUAAAGACGAAAUCAUAACAGAAACUGUAUGCCCUGCAGCCUGCACUCAAGUGGGACUUCCUUCAACAGGAGUGAAUGUGUUUGGUACAAUCUUGCAUUCACAUACCGUUGGCAAAGGAAUUUGGAUUGAGCACAGUCGUGGUGGUGUCCAACUUCCCAAUAUUGACAGCAACUACAAUUACGACUUCAACUUUCAGGAUUUUGUUCUGCUGAGAAAUGAAGUCAAGAUUUUGCCAGGAGACGUCGUUCAGGCGUUUUGCGACUACGACACAUCAGCUAGAACGCAAGUUACCAUUGGUGAAGAAGGCACCUCGGACGAAAUGUGUCUGGCUUUUCUUUUAGUGUAUCCUCGACCACAGCUCUUUUCCUGCCUCAGCCAAAUUGGUGUAUCAGUAUUGCGCAGUUAUAUCAACCAGGCGACACUGAAAGGCUAUUAUUCAGACUUGGUGAACAAUUCAGCAAAUGAGAAAACUCAAGGAAGACAGUUUGAACAAAGCGUUAGAAACAUGGACUGGAGCAGUGACGACGCGUACACUCUCUGGAAAAAGGAAUUCUGGUCUUCUAAGAGAAGGGAUUACUUUUGUAAUGACCAAUUGCGCAACAACUUAUUGGGAGCACCUGAAGAAGUUGGCAAUUCGACUUCAUUGCCUGAAAUCACUCAGCCCUUGACUGAUGCUCGAACACCUAAGCCCUGCACAACCGUUACAACAGAAUCUCCGACCAGCUCGUCUCUUGACUUGAUUUCUAAUCUGUUUCUGGUUGCUGUUUUGCCUUUGAUGGCAAAAGGGAUAGGAAAUUAACGCCUACCAAACGUUGACA
This is a messenger RNA of Corticium candelabrum, 1127 nucleotides long. Its product is annotated as DBH-like monooxygenase protein 1 homolog. The transcript has 10 exons. Bases 155 to 1108 code for a protein of 317 amino acids. Gene Ontology annotation, molecular function: copper ion binding; dopamine beta-monooxygenase activity. Lineage: Eukaryota; Metazoa; Porifera; Homoscleromorpha; Homosclerophorida; Plakinidae. The record is from RefSeq and is a predicted model, not a curated record.